Eucalyptus grandis is the source of this 1747-nucleotide messenger RNA. RefSeq lists its product as uncharacterized. The record is from RefSeq and is a predicted model, not a curated record. NCBI's taxonomy places the organism in Eukaryota, Viridiplantae, Streptophyta, Magnoliopsida, Myrtales, Myrtaceae. The transcript has a single exon. Bases 241 to 1428 code for a protein of 395 amino acids.
GUAUCAGCUCCCUUGUCUUCCCUCUUCCACCCCAUCUCAUCUGUCUCUCUCUCUCUCUCUCUCUCUCUUGCUUUGACCAGUCUUGUUCCCUCAUCCUUGUCCUCUCUCUCUCUCUCUCUCUCACAUCAAGAACUGCAUUGCAGCAGAGGGAAGUGAGAACUCAAGAACACCCACAGGGAAGAAGCUGCAGGCGACCCAAAUGCGUGAUCGAAGCGGCUGAGGUAGACAAGUGAAGCAGAGAUGGAGAAUCUCAAAGCAGCGGCGGCGGACGUGGGCGCCGACGGCAUGCACUGCGCUUUCCACCCUUACCACGCCGGGGGCGGCGGCGGCGGAGGAAUCUGCGCCUUCUGCCUCCAGGAGAAGCUCGGCGAGCUCGUCUCCUCUUCCCAGUCCUUCCCGAGCCACCGCGACUCGUCCCCGUCGCCUUCUCCUUCCUUCAGAUCCAACGACGUCGGCCCUUCGGCGCUGCCGUUCGCGUCUUCCUCGAUGCCCCGCCAAGCCCACGGCGCGCACCACGCCAAGCACUCGAAGGUCGCUUCCUUUCUGGCCAAGAAGAAGAAGAAAGAGGCGGUGGCGGAGGAGGGGAAGGAGGAGGAGGCGCCGAGCGCGGUGUUCCAGAGGAGCAGGUCCAUCGCCUUCUCUGCUGCCACUCCUCAAAGUUGCCAUUUUUACGACGGUGGGCAUGUUUAUAGCCCCAGGAAGAGAGGUGGGUUCUGGUCUUUCAUCUCUCUCUCCUCCUCUUCAAGGCCGCACAAUGCGAGAGACAGAGACUCAGGGCAUUCUCUGUCCAGGACAGGACAAGUCGUGGUCGAAGAGGAUAAUGUUGCUGUCGUCGCUGCCAACAGUGGCGUCUCUGCUUCCUCUUACGAGAACAAUAACAAGGUCUCGAGAUCCAGAUCUGUGGGGUGCGGGAGCAGGAGCUUCUCGGGGGACUUCUUUGAGAGGAUCUCGACUGGGUUCAUCGGGGACUGCACGGCUCUGAGGAGGGUGGAGUCUCACAGAGAAGGCAAGCCACCCAGAGCCUCCACCUCCACCGCCACCUCUGAGGCUCAUCAUCAUCAUCAUCCUCAUUAUCCUCAUCAGUGCAUGAAGGAGAGGGUCAGGUGUGGCGGGAUCUUCGGCGGGUUUGCGAUUGCCAACGCCGCCAACUCAUCCUCCUCCAUCUCAUCAUCCUCGGCAUCUUCCUCGUCCUACUGGGUCCCUUCAUCCUCCAAUUCAGCUGAAGACAAUGUCAAUCACAUCGGCGCGUCAUCAAAGCCAGCAGUUUAUCCCCACCAUCAUGGCAGGAGCAGGAGUUGGGGCUGGGCUCUCGCGAGCCCCAUGAGAGCUUUCGGCAGGCCUUCUUCUUCAGGGAAGAGAAAUGCUGGUGCUGCCGUCAAGCCAGCUUCAGGCAUGAACGGAGCUUCCAUACUAGCUGUCGGAGGCUGAGAGAGAAGGGGUGCUUGUUAGUCCCAGUCUGGUGUCUUAUACAUAAAUCAGUCAUUUUACAGUGCUUGUUGAUAAGGUCUCUGUCUCAUUAGUUUCAGCUUGCAUCACAAUGUAGCACUUGAUCCCCACUUCUUCUCUGAGCUCAUUUAUGUUUCUUUCUUAUUCAGUGAAAUGCUUAUAUGUGUUGGUUUUGAGAGUGACCCAUCUGCCACCUCUCUCUCUCUCACUCCCUCUGUGUGUCGUCUUUCUGGGGAGGGAGAGAGAGCAUCCAAGAGUCCCCAUGUGAUUGUUCAAUUGUCUAUCUUACUUGAUUUUUGUA